This is a messenger RNA of Trichoplax adhaerens, 1878 nucleotides long. RefSeq lists its product as uncharacterized. The coding region runs from base 1 to 1878 and encodes 625 amino acids. Lineage: Eukaryota; Metazoa; Placozoa; Uniplacotomia; Trichoplacea; Trichoplacidae. Gene Ontology annotation, biological process: interstrand cross-link repair. The transcript has 18 exons. The record is from RefSeq and is a predicted model, not a curated record. Gene Ontology annotation, cellular component: Fanconi anaemia nuclear complex. Gene Ontology annotation, molecular function: protein binding.
AUGGAUAACAAGAAGCAAAUACUUGCAUGGGAUUAUUAUAAGCAAGGAAAGUUCUCUGACAGUUUUGCAAUAUUAAACGAGGUUCAUUUCCCUACAUUUGACUCUGAAGAAAUUAAAGUCCAGAACAAUAAACUUGCUUGCAGAGCUCAGAGUUUUCUCUUAGGUCAAGAUGAUCAAAAUGCUACUGAUAUAUUACAGGAUCUAUCGAAGCUAAUAGAGAUUAUUUCAGGAUUACCUCUCAAAAAUGUUAUGAUUAUGAGAUGCUCGUUAUCCGCUACUAUUAACAGAUGUAUUCUCCACUUGCAAUGCCAAUCUGUUACUCCCAUUGAUGAAUUAGUGACAGAACUUACGAACUGCUUAAGAUCUAUUGCACUAGUCUUAACUGAGCAGGAUAUUAAGACAGACAAUGCAGAUGAUGAUAUUGGCCUUGUUGCAAAGAACAUCUUUAGCUGGGUUUCUGGCAACGGAGAUCUCAUGAUCGAACUUGUACCAGAUUUAUGGAAUGCAUAUUGCAUUAUGUCGGCUCUGCUACUCAUUAAAGAUAAAUACGAUACGGCUAGUAAAUUGUUGGAUCUACUUCAGCCGAGCUAUUUGGAUUCAACUGAAAUGUUGGAAAGUAAAAGAGAUGUUUAUACAGCUAUUAAAUGGCUCGCAUGUGAGGAAAUAAACUUCUUUUACAAAGAAAUAUUAUGUCUUCAACAACUGACACAAGAGAUUAGCGAUCCUACUGUAGUUCAUGUACUGCAAGGUUUUAAUAGCUACAAAUUAAACCGUAUCGAUCAAGCUCUCGACUACUUCAAAGUUGUUUGUUCACAACCCAAUGAGGUCUACAAAGCAACCGCAUUUAACAUGAUUGGAUGUUGCUUUGCAUCGCAGAAAAAAUAUAUAACAGCAUUGCUAAACUAUAAAGAAGCCCUUUCAAUAAGUAUUGAUAACGUGGAGCCACUACUUAACAUAGCCAAAAUAUUUAGAGUUACGGGUGCCAAAGAGAAGGAAGUUCAAAUGCUACAAUAUCUAGCAGAUGUAUUGCAUUUAUCUGUAGCACCGGAUAUUUCUAUUAUUUACCGUCUUGCGAUAACAUCGUUACUUUGCAAUUGUCAAUAUGAUGAUGCAUUAAUCAUAUGUAACUAUCUUGUAUCCAUAAUGGAAGAGAAAGUAGGACAUAUUGAAGAUGAAAUUGAAAAAUUACGAAGUUCCAGUAGUUACAUGCCGGUUACCAGUGAUGCUAAUCCUUCAAAAAAGAGGAAAGUGACAAAGGAGAGUUUAUCGACUAAUAAUAAUAUAAGGUUAUUUCUGCAAGUUUUACUGAUGAAAGCGGAUGCUCUUUAUCAUCAAAAGCAAUUUGAGGAAGCCAGCCAGUUAUUUACGAAGGCACUCCAAAUUGUGAAUAAGGUUUUACCAAUGUCUUAUCGUUUACAUAUGCAAGACGACCUAGUUGUUGGUGAUCCUAAUGGCUAUUUCGCAUCUAUUGCCAAAAUUAAAUCGAGAAUAUUGAAUAAUAUCGCCUUGAUUAAAAUCAACCAAGGAAAAUUAAGUGAUGGCUUGAAAUUGCUACAAGAUAGUUUCCAUUUUAAUGAAGCAAACCGAGAAGCAGCUUAUAACUGUACGAUCUUACUAUUUAUGCUUGAAAGACAGCGUGAUGCUUGUUUCAGUUGGUUAAAGUAUAGAAAAGUGGCUACAAACGUUGAAGAUGAUGAAGAAAGAAGCAAUACUGAACUUCGAGAUAAAUUAAUGUUACUUCGAUCAUCAGAAGUUUCGCAAGAAGAUGCAUCAUUUCGCGUUUCAGAUUACAUGGCACUACAGCUUGACAUUCACUGUUUAGAAGUUUUAAAUAAGAUUCAAAAGACAUCGAAAGGACGAAAUGUAAUUGCUUUGUAA